Molecule: messenger RNA, 1365 nt
Organism: Tupaia belangeri chinensis (Chinese tree shrew)
Lineage: Eukaryota; Metazoa; Chordata; Mammalia; Scandentia; Tupaiidae
Gene: RPUSD1
Product: RNA pseudouridine synthase domain containing 1
Biological process (GO): enzyme-directed rRNA pseudouridine synthesis
Molecular function (GO): RNA binding; pseudouridine synthase activity
Source: RefSeq, a predicted model, not a curated record
CAGCUGCGCCACCGCUUCCCGGAGCUGGCCGACCCGGGUACCUACUAUGGGUUCAGGUUCUGCCACCAGCUGGACUUCUCCACUAGUGGGGCGCUGUGUGUGGCUCUGAACAAAGCAGCUGCAGGGAGUGCUUACAGGUGCUUUAAGGAGCGGCGCGUCACCAAGGCUUACCUGGCGCUGGUACGGGGGCACGUCCAAGAGAGCCGGGUGACCAUCAGCCUCGCCAUCGGCAGGAGCUGCGUGGAGGGCCGUGCCCACACCAUGUGUACCGAGGGCACGCCGGGGUGUGAGAGCCCGAAGCCGAGCCUCACGGAGCUGGUGGUGCUGGAGCACGGGCUGUACGCGGGCGCCCCUGUCUCCAAAGUGCUGCUGAAGCCACGCACAGGGCGGACACACCAGCUGCGUGUGCACUGCAGUGCCCUCGGCCACCCCGUGGUGGGCGACCUGACAUACGGGCAACCCGGGGGCCGGGAGGCCCAGCCCUUCCGCAUGAUGCUGCACGCCCUCUACCUACGCAUCCCCACGCGGACAGAGCGCGUGGAGGCCUGCACGCCCGACCCCUUCCUGCCUGCCCUGGAUGCCUGCUGGAGCCCCCACACCCUGGAGCACCCGCUGGAGCAGCUCGUGCAGGCCCUGCAGGCCUCUCCUGACCCUGACCCCAUGGACGGGGGUCCCGGACCCUGCAACUCCACACCCCUGCCUGGGCCAGGCCGGCCCCCACCACCACAGCCCAAGAGCCCUGAGACCGAGACGCAGCGAGCUUCAUGCCUACAAUGGCUGUCAGAGUGGACUCCAGAGCCAGACAGUUGAGCUGGGCACCGGCUGGGCGUGGGGCUGCGUGUCAGAACCCUGGGCCCCUCCCAAGGCAGAAGUGCCCCUCGUGGGUGAGCAGGUGUGGGGUCUGCUGGGUCCUCCUGGAGGACUUGAUCCCCUGGGCUGCAGUGGUCAAGCCUGCGAGAAGAGCUAGAGAGGGGCUGCUGAGGCCAGCAGGGGGCACCAGGUAGCCAGGACUCCUGACAGGUGGGGGCCAGGCUGCAGGGCCAGGCUGCUCAGGUCUUCCCUCCUGAAGCAGUUCCCCUGGGGCCUCUAACUCACAGACCUGUCCAGGGUCCCCUGCCAGAGGGGUCAGAGCAAGGACUGGGCCUCUGACUUCACCCGCCCCUUGCACAGGCUGUGGGGUCUGCACACAUGGUUGGGGCAGCUCCUCGCCUUAGCACAGGGUCAGGACAGUGGCCGAGAGGCCCGCCGUGACUGCUGCUCCCACUGCAGGGUCUUGGCCCCACCACCUGCGUCCCCUUCACACAGCCAUGUCACCCAGCUGCUGCUGGCCUUGAGAAACUCGCAAUAAAUGGCCAAUGACCAGUC